Silurus meridionalis is the source of this 1210-nucleotide messenger RNA. RefSeq lists its product as uncharacterized. The transcript is spliced from 3 exons. Bases 41 to 796 code for a protein of 251 amino acids. NCBI's taxonomy places the organism in Eukaryota, Metazoa, Chordata, Actinopteri, Siluriformes, Siluridae. The record is from RefSeq and is a predicted model, not a curated record.
CGCACGAUUAGACAUCAAUUCCGAUUCCUGCAAAACAAAUAUGAUGAAUGUUUGUGAGUGUGUGUGUAAGUGUGUUGGAGGGUCCCUGAAAUGUUCAUCAUUUUGUUCAACACGUGCAGCAUCUUCUACACUUCAGCCAGUACACACACACAUCAGUUUUUCUGAGAAGCUGAAAAGUGUCAUUAACGGAUUUCAACCAUUCGGCGCCCGGCAACAACGUGUCCAGAAGAGGAAAGCAGAAGCUGAUGAUGAUCCAAAAUCACCUGCUUCUGCUGCCACAAGCUCAGAUGAUAAACCGAUUGCAAAGAAAUUUAAACAUGAAGCAGAACAGGAGGAAGAGCUGCAGAAGCUGAAGCCACAUCCGGAAGAGCGCUACAUCAAAAAUGCUGCUGUUCUUCCUGAAUUCCGUCCACGGCCCGCCGCCUUUGCUUCUUCUGCUCCGUUAAGGAAGUCCAAUGCUGCAUCGCUGAGGGAAACUCCCCUGAAGAUUCACAAUCUAAGCAUUCCAGAGCACCAAAGACUCUAUCACUCGGUGGUGGAUAUGAUGCUUGUGAAGCUAAACGGAGAGCCACAUGUCUAUUCCAUGCAGCUGGGCCUCAGGAUCAAGCAGCGCCUGUGGAGGGCACUAAAAUGUCCUUCCAUUAUUGAGAGCAGGCAGUUAUAUAAGAACGAGCAGACAUAUUAUAGUGAGAUAUUCAGCAUACCAUCAAAGACAAGUUUUGCUCCCUGCUACAUCGUGGACGUAAGUGAAGAGCCCAUGCCUGAACAGCCGGAGAGGAAGAGUGAGAAGACUUGAAAAAGGAAACAUUUAAAAACAGCUUAUAUGCUGGUGGACCUGGAGUCAAGUCUAGGAAUGUUGGGUAAUGUCGGGGACCCAAUCUGGAUUAGAAUCUGGAUUUGAUUAAAAGAUUAACCAGUGCAGGACACCAUGCACACACACACACACACACACACACACACAGUAAGUGCACUGCCCUGUAAUGGACCAGAAACAUUUACAAUUAAAAACAACAAAUAAAUCUGAAUGAGUAUCGGUUCACUUCCUGUUUUUUUUUAUAAUUAACACUUCCUGGAUGCACAAACCUUUCCUCAAGUCUGAAGAAUUGUGUGUUGCUACAGCAUUUCACUGAAACUGCAAUUGAUAAUAUAUCUCGUUUAAUUUGCACAUGACUGUUUCCUGUAUUAAAAAAAAAAAAAGUAAAACAUUCAA